GAGGCAUUGUACCCGGUUACCGUCAGCCGUUCCAGGUGCUGGAGGGCAGUCGGCUUUCGCCACGGAACGGGCAUAUACGCUUGCAUUUCCUUCUCCGUGCGGGCGAAAGGAAUCCAUCGUGCGUGGUCGGUUGCACGGUCGCGUCGCGUGUUUGUCAUAAUUGUGUGGAGAGAGGAACGCGUGAAGAGACAGCAGAAGAGCGACGCGCGGCUCUCUGGCUUGUUCCUCUAGCCAGCGAGACCGACGGAUCUUCGUCAUUGCCGCAGUAGUAGUAGUGGUUGUAGUGGUAGUGGUUGUAGUCGUGUGUCUGCACUGGGACGCACAGCCGGCGAAACGCGCGCAAGUGGGAGAGAAUCGACGACGGAAGACAGAGAGAAAGACUGAGGGUGGGGGAGAGGACAGCGAGCCAAAGGGGGGAACCUCGAGAAUCGAGGAGAGAAAGAGAAAGAAAGAAAGUAAGGGAAAGAAGGAGAGAAGAAGAAGAAGAAGAAGAAGAAGAAGAAGCGACAGAGACAGCUGUGGAUCGUGUGCCGCUCUAUAGUGCGACAUUCGACGACAACACACGCUCGCUGUGCUUCCCGCUGUCUCUUCUACACCGAGUGCUAAUUAACUUUCGUAUAGUAUAUACGCCACGCCGUACAUAGACGCUCCUUCGCGUCUCCUUCGAGGACUCCUCCGUUUACAGAUCUGUUGUGCUCUCUUCGCGUUCAAACGCCGUUCUUUGUUCCCGCGACUCCUUCGACCUCGAAGCCGCGAGUCGAUCGACGCUGGACACUCGUCGAUCGUUCACGCUCGCGCGCAAACUUCUCUGUCUUUCUCUCUCUCUCUCUCGCGCGUACAUGUACACGUACGUAAGAAAGAGAAAGGAUCGAAAGAGGGGAGGGGAACGUUCGUAAGGGCCGGUUUCUAACCAGACGCGGUUUCCACUUCGAUCGAAACGAUAUACAGCAGUCCUCUUCGCGAGAACACGCGAAAUUUUGGUGGUGAAUAAGUGAAAGAGUCGCGUUCGAAAUACAAGCGACCGAGAGGUAUUUCAGGAUUUUGUGGAAAAAAGAAAAAGGGGGAGAGCCAGUCGACGUUUUUCCCCGCGCGUCACGCAGAGUAUUCGUCGGGAUUGUAAACAGAGAGUCGCGACGAUUCUGGCGAAACGAAUAGACGCUCUUACACGCUUUUAUCGUCGACUGCUCCGCUUCCAACGAACACUUGGCCGAGUGCAGUGUCCGCGGGACUUUGAGAAACGUCACCUCACAGAGGAUGUGCAGAAGGUCGACCUGGUGAAGCAACCUUGGUCGAUGUCAUUCGGGCGACGGCCGCGUCACGAACGGGAUGCGAGAGACGAGCCACGUGAAUGUUGUACGCCGUUGAACCUUCCUUUCCGCCAGGCGAAUUAUUCUGGACCGGCAUGGAGCCCGUGAAAGCCAAAAUGGCACCCGCAGGGAUACCUCCGGUUACCGGUGUCCUACAGCCACCCACGGGCUCAACGCUGUCAGGGGCCACAAUGGCCAACUACAAGAAAAGCUGGUGGAGAAGAGUGGCCCCAUGCUUGGCGUUUCUUGCCGCUUUUUCCACUGCCAUGGCCUUGCUCCUUGUCUGGAGCGAAGCUGCGGCCUUGAGGAGGCAAGCGUUCGACGCCAACAUGACCAGAGACUACGUGUUGAACAGUGUCUCGAUGGAUAAUCCUGAAUUAGUCGCCUACAUCAGAGAGGUUCAACUGAAGCCGACCACUCAGCAGGAUCCGUGGAAUGCCACCCAGACCACGGAGGAGAGGUACGUGACGGGUCUGACCGAGGGAAAGCGCGAGGGCGUGUACGUGGAGUACAUCAGCAGGAUAGGUGCCAUUUCCAGCACUGGCUGGUUAGAACGUAACUUGAGUUGGAGAGGCGUUCUGAUCCUGACUGAUCCCAGAAGCUUCUUCGAGGCGCACAGAAGCACGAGGAACCCAAAGACCAGAGUUCUUCACGCUUGUCUCAGUACCGAUAAGGAUACCAAAGAGAUUACUUAUCAUCAAGAAUCCGAGGUUCAAGUUACCAAGUUAGGCGAGGGGCCCAAUAGUCUCGUGUCGUCCGACGAGGGCCUACCGACUACGAGAUUGAAAUGCUUCCCUUUGUACAGCAUUCUAUUGGCCUACAGUGCCACCACGUUGGAUUACCUGAGUCUAGACAGUCCGGAUGCCCAAGACGGUCAGGUUCUGGACACAAUCCCGUGGGAAACGACCAGGAUAUCCGUGGUGUCUAUCCGCUGGAGCCCUCACCACAGUGAAACCGAGACAAAAAGCCUGAUCGAUAAGAUGACUAGCAGACGAUACAAGCUGAUGUACACGACUGACACCGGGAAAUUGAUCUUUUUGUACAACGCGUUGCUUAAGAUUUGAACUUCCUUGACUGUGCUCGCUACUUCAGACAGACAUUGGGAUCGUUCUACGAUUCCUUCUGUGUGUUUUCGAACGAACGCGAGAUACGAUCCGAUUUGACGAUGAGAAAUAAUCAUUUUUCCCCGAAACAAAUGAAAGUUCACGUGCGAGGAUAGCAUCCGUGAUUCCCAUUUUUAAUGAUUCUGAAUCAACGAAGUCUUGGAUCAUCGAAGCAGUCCCGAUUUCAUUGUCGAAUCAAAAAGACAUGGAUCUUAUCAACGAAACGUAGCUUUCACUUUCCGCAAAAAUAUGUUUCUUAUCGCGCGCGUGCCCGCUCGAUCGUAGAACCGACCCAAGAUUUUUCCUUUUUUCGUCCGUUUAAACUCGAUACAUGUUCUAAUACCGGCGAACGAAUUGAUCGAUGACCCGCAAAUAGCGUGUCUUUUCCUGUUUAUCGUUACUUUGUACUUUCUUCUUUCCUUUUUUUUUCCACGUCAAUUCAACAGACUGACAAAGACUGAGCGAGAACUUUCCCCGAGAUAUAGUUAUCUGCAACGACGUUAAUCGACUAGGGUCUCCGCGUCGAACCUCCUUCGAUUCAACGAUCGAUCACCCUUCGCUCGCGCAAAUGCCUUAAUUUACUGGUGAAACCAAAACGAAAGAGACAAAAUGAGCAGCAAGAGAGAAAACGAGAGAAGAAGUGUAUUUAGUUUCGUAUUUUCGUAUUUUAGCGUAGGUUCGUUUUAAUCUAAGGUUCUAUGCCAGUAUCAGAUCUAAGAUGAUACCGGAUAACGUUUUACGAAUAAUGUAAGAUUUUAUUUGGUCAAAAAAUCGACAGCCUCGUAAUCCUUAAUACUCAGCAAAAGAAAGCGGGGAAACGAAAACGGAUACGUAAUUUAAUGAGCGCUGUCGCAGUGAUAAUCGAUGAGUUACUCGGAUUACCUACACCACGGGCCUUAUUAGCACGUAAGUCGAUACUUAAUUAAGCUAUAGCAGAACACAAUAAACUGGUUGUCCUUUGCUCCUCACCGAGGGAACCUUACCUUCAUCGUUCCUUCUUAUUGAGUCUUUCGUUAGGCUCCGCCGUUCAUCGCUUUUACGACCAGUCCUUUAUUGGGGACAGUUCCAAGUUACUCGACACCAAUCAUAUUCGAGCGCGAAAUUGCUUUCUUUAUUGAUUUUUCACCAUGGCCCUUGUCGUUUGUGGCCUAUAGAGGUUAUCCUUCCACUCACAAUCAAUGGAUUGCCUUUCUUCCAUUUUCUCCUGGGAUACAGACAUUAACAAGCUUCUGUUAAAGAUCUUAGAAAAGAUCUUUCUAAGAAAAAAAUUUAUCAUUUCUCUCGGAUUAAUUAAAGAGCAUACUAAGUAAGAAUAUUUUUUGAAUUAAAAACCGCCAUAAUAGGAGCAGAGGAAAUCAACGCUUCAAGCAACGAUACACGAUUACUUAAUUACGCUCUUCUUACGACGAACUUUGCAGGAUUUACUGGUUGUUUCGAUGACUAUCGGUGAUGGUAGCCUAUUUUUGGUCAACGUUCGAACCGAUAGUUUCGUUCGUGGUAGAUUGAUUAUUCUUGUUAGAUAGAGCGCUCGUUAUCCGCAAUGUUUAGCUAGUAUUUGAGCAGACACGACACUCGGUUCAACAUAGCAACGUUCUACGAUCUGUUACUAUCGAUCUCGUCGAAAAUUACGCGCUGUGCUUACACUUAUUGAUCAUAUAUAAACACACCCGUACGCACUCAUGCACUUGUACGAGUUUCGCUCGUUUGUACUUAUGUUAACAAAAAAAAAAAAGUCCGUCGAACACCACCUGUAUGAUCGUUUAGCUUGAACGACGCGUCUUUCUCUUUAUCUAUUUUUUCCUUUUUCUUUUUUUUUUUUUCGUCACCCCCGAAGCACCCCGAGAACAGAAAGAUUUAUACGUACCAUUUCAUUUUCA
Frieseomelitta varia is the source of this 4287-nucleotide messenger RNA. RefSeq names its product protein Star-like. The transcript is spliced from 6 exons. The record is from RefSeq and is a predicted model, not a curated record. Lineage: Eukaryota; Metazoa; Arthropoda; Insecta; Hymenoptera; Apidae. The coding region runs from base 1349 to 2371 and encodes 340 amino acids.